AUGUUGAAGACAUUGUGUUUAAAUGGGAAUCCAAUUGAUUCCUUUGAUUCCUUUCCGGACUGUGUUAGAACACUUACCCGACUUGAGGUACUCAGUGUUGGAGAAUGUUCCAUGUUGAAGUCAGUAUUGUGCCCUCCACGUACAAUCAAACGUUUGUUUACUCAACAGUGUUUAUCACUUAUUAAAAUAACAUUCCGAGAAGAGAUAUCGACACCACCACUUGUCUUUUACCAAGAUUCAAUGUCAUUGACCAAAGUUCAAGGGAUAAUCAAAAUUCAAGCCAUAGCAGAAAUUGAUGAUAAGAUAUUAUGUAGUUUGGGGUGGAAAAUUUUAAAACCUGUGAAAGAUCACAAGGUCAAGAUUUGGGAUUCAUACAUGUGGUCUCGUGUAAAGAAACUUCCUGUCCAUAUGUAUUAUGAAUUUGGAAUAUUUAGCAUAUGUUAUCCAGGAAAAGUAGUUCCAGAUUGGCUAGCUCAUAGAAGAAAUGGCACAAGGAUGGAUUAUGAUUACGAUAUAGUGUGGUUAAGCCAUUGGAUGUUUAGGAACAAUGAGAUUGAAAAUGGUGAUGAAGUUAGUGUCACCAUAGUAGAGGAAGAGGAUGAUGGUGGUGUAAUGAUAAAAGAAUGUGCAGCCGGUCUUGUCUACAAUGAUAGAGACAAUGAAGAAGAUCCUUUGAGUUAUUACAAAUUGUGGAAACAUAUCAUUGAUGGAGAUCUGUCUGCCUUUCGGUUAACCUCAGGAGAUUACUUCCUAACCCAUGAUCGUUUUUAUAAUCCUCCCCAUAGAUUCAAAGACCUUUUUGAACAUAAAACAACUCAUAAUUUAGUUGGCUACACUCCCCAAUAUAAAGGGAACGAAGAAGAAGAAGAAAGGGAAAGAAGAAGGGCUCGGUGGUGGCAGAUUGAUCGCAAAGAGGAGGGAAAAAAAGUGUGA
Messenger RNA from Lactuca saligna, 933 nucleotides. NCBI's taxonomy places the organism in Eukaryota, Viridiplantae, Streptophyta, Magnoliopsida, Asterales, Asteraceae. The record is from the annotation of a GenBank genome assembly.